Messenger RNA from Corylus avellana, 1635 nucleotides. The record is from RefSeq and is a predicted model, not a curated record. Lineage: Eukaryota; Viridiplantae; Streptophyta; Magnoliopsida; Fagales; Betulaceae.
AUGGAGCUUCAACAUUUUAGUCACGAGCAUCCGUUGACCUUCAAUGAAGAGCUAAAUAAGGAUCAAGAGGGAUAUAUUUGCCAUGGGUGCACAAAACAAAUGGUGGGUCCAAAUUACAUUUGCAAAGAGUGCUACUGGUUUAUCCUUCAUAAAUCAUGUGCAGAACUACCUCGUGAGUUGGAACACCCUUUGCACCCCAAACAUCCCCUUCUUCUCAGUUAUAAGAUGUACCAGGAAAUGGAAAGCAAAUGUGACGGUUGCAAUAGAGAGAAUUUGUGGGGCUUCAUUUACCAGUGUUCUCAUCACUGUAAUUUUAGCCUUGAAUAUACAUGUGCUUCUUUACCACUCACCAUUGAAGCUGAAAUUCAUCGUGAACACCCAUUGACCCUCAUGCGGAGAUCUCUAACUUUCACUUGCGAUGCCUGUGGGGAAGAAGGCAAAAGCAUGUUUUACUUAUGUGCAAUCUGCCCAUUCUUUGUCCACCGAGAAUGUACUUCCUACCCAUUGCUUGUCAAACAUAUUCGUCACAAACACCCUCUUUACCUCACCAAUUCCCUUAAGCAGCCUCAGCUCAAUCAAUCUGACCAUCGACUUUGCCUACUCUGUGUUAAGAAGGUGAACACAAACUACAUGGUUUAUUAUUGCUCAACUUGUGAUUUUGUUACCCAUCUUCAUUGUGGUGCAAAUGAGCUACUGUGGGAUGAAUCUAAAGAUAUAGAGCCCAUUGAAGAUCCAUAUGUUGUCAAGAAAUCCAAACUGAGAGAGGACAAAGUUGAAAUAGCCGUGGAAAUCAAACAUUUUCGUCAUGAGCAUGACUUAAAGCUUAUUGAUGAGAAACUUGAAAAUGACGAAAAAUGUGACGGGUGUAUAUGGCCUAUUUACCCUCCAUUUUAUACUUGUACUCCAUGCAGAUUCUUUCUUCACAAAUCUUGUGUUGAAUUACCUACGAAAAAGUCGCACCCACUCCAUCAACACCCCCUCAUUCUCCUCUCCUCAAUUCUCCUCCCUGAGCCACGUGAUGUUGAUAAAUAUUUUGUUUGCAAUGCUUGUAGGCGCAAAUGUAAUGGCUUCGUCUAUCACUGUGACAAAUGCAACUUCGACCUUGAUGUCCAGUGUAGUUCGAUGCCUGACAUCUUUAAGCAUGAAGGUCAUGAGCACCGACUUAUUCUCUACAGUGCAUCAAAUUUUGAAAAGUGCAGUUCUUGUGAUUUUGGAGGACAAAUCUUUCGUUGUGCUCAUUGUGAAUUUACUUUGGAUUUCAAAUGCGUUACACUGCCGCUUACCACAAAAUACGGACCGUACGGACAAUCGUUCGCACUUUGUUAUAAAGUUGAAGAUGAUUAUGAUGAUGAGUAUUAUUGCGAUAUUUGUGAAGAACCAAGAGAUCCAAAACAUUGGUUUUACUAUUGUGGAGAUAUUGAUUUUCCUGCUCAUCCAAAAUGCAUUCUUGGGAAAAAUCCAUUAAUUAAGUUUGGGAAAACUUAUAAGUUUGACAAGCACGAACAUCGCCUCGCUUUUGUUGACAAUAGCAGCAAGAGCAUCCAUCCUACAUGUAAUGAAUGUGAUGUUCCUUGCGGUGAUUGGACUUUCGAAUGUGUCAAAUGUAAUUUCAAUCUUCACCAUUGGUGCUUAUAA